AUGGCCCAAUCAAGAGAUAAUCCUCCUACUGUCCCAAAGGGUUGGAAAGCAAUUUUUGACGACGAAUACUCAACAUGGUUUUAUGUUGAUUUAUCCUCGGAAAAGUCUCAAUGGGAAGCUCCAAAGGGUACUACCUGGUCAAGUUCACGUCCAGAUGGACCACCACCCUAUUCCAGCAAUGAUAACACGAAUAACAAUCAAUCUGGAGAUCAAAAGAAUAGUUAUAGGCAACAACCUCAGCAGCCCCAACAACGUGCCACUCAGCAGCAACCUAUGUACCAACAGCAGCCGAUGUAUCAACAGCAGCCGAUGUAUCAGCAACAACCUAUAUACCAGCAACAACCUGUAUACCAGCAACAACCUGUUUAUCAACAGCAACCUCAGAGACAAUCUAAUCACAGUACCAGAAAUGGUUUAUUAGGUGCAGGUGCAGGUUUACUUGGUGGUUUCUUACUGGCAGAUGCUUUAGAGUCACAUCAUGGUGAUACAAUUGUUGAGAACAACUACUAUGGUGACGAUGGUGGCUAUGAUGGUGGUUAUGAUGGUGGUUAUGAUGGUGGUUUUGAUGGUGGUUUUGAUGGCGGUUUCUGA
Maudiozyma saulgeensis is the source of this 591-nucleotide messenger RNA. The record is from the annotation of a GenBank genome assembly. NCBI's taxonomy places the organism in Eukaryota, Fungi, Ascomycota, Saccharomycetes, Saccharomycetales, Saccharomycetaceae.